CUCAGUUCUGUUCUCUCGAUCAUGGAUGCUUCCACAGACGCUAACCAAGUUCCGAGAUUCAAAAGCGGAACGAUUCAAGAGAUAUUCCGACAAGCAUGGACGAAUGAGAGGAAGACUUCACUGCAAUUAAUGGUCGAGAAGCCGCCCAAGAUCAACGAGAUCAGUCUCCGAUUAUCGACGGAAUAUCUCCGACUGUUUGCGAUCGAGUGUAUCCAUCGGGCCACUCAAGUUGCCCAACAAGAGGAGGAAGAAGAAGCCCAACAAGCGGAAGAAGAAAAGAAUCGCCUGAAGGACGCAAAUGAGACGGCCGAUGAGAACUUGCGCUCCGCUCUCAAAGGGCUCAUCCAGCUUCGACAUUUACAAAAGGCUGCCCCAGGUGUAUUAUUAGAUUUUUGAAGGGGUAUAACAAGAAAGAAAAUGAUCAUACCCCAGGUGGACGAUGUAUUCAAAAGAAUGUAUAAAAACUCAAAAAUAUCGCUAUCGCGACGUGAAUCCAGGACCAGUUUCAAUAUAUGCUGUAGUCUAUGUAAAAAAAACGCAACACCACACUCGGAAUGUUUCGCCUGCUCUUAUGAUUUAUUGAUACUUCAAAUGAAUCUAGUCUUUCUCACCGCGUAGUUCGGGUUAAGGCGUGACUGGGGUGUGCUACUACGUCCCAUAGCUAUUGAUCUUUAUGCAUUUUACCUCCUGACACAUCUCUGGUUGCUGUUUUUUUUGUUCUUCUUUGGUCUCAAAAGUUCAAGCUUAUCCAGAGGUGAGCCAUCGUUCUUGUCCAGCUCAGGCGGGACUCAAUCAUCUUUUGAAGUUUGCUCAGAUGUUAUUCCGAAUCAACAAAUGGAAAUUCAAAACUCUGAUACAGUAAAAGCAAAUGUGGCUGGUGGUUUGGUUUUUUGUUUAUUUAUUUAUGGAUGCAUGUUUUAUUAAUGAUUGAGAGCUGAAUCAGACACUUCAUCUACCCUCGCG
Puccinia graminis f. sp. tritici CRL 75-36-700-3 is the source of this 963-nucleotide messenger RNA. RefSeq lists its product as uncharacterized. Lineage: Eukaryota; Fungi; Basidiomycota; Pucciniomycetes; Pucciniales; Pucciniaceae. Gene Ontology annotation, biological process: replication fork processing; resolution of meiotic recombination intermediates; DNA repair. The transcript has 4 exons. The record is from RefSeq and is a predicted model, not a curated record. The coding region runs from base 22 to 396 and encodes 124 amino acids. Gene Ontology annotation, cellular component: Fanconi anaemia nuclear complex; FANCM-MHF complex.